Brassica oleracea var. oleracea is the source of this 2727-nucleotide messenger RNA. Its product is annotated as isoamylase 2, chloroplastic-like. Gene Ontology annotation, molecular function: isoamylase activity. The record is from RefSeq and is a predicted model, not a curated record. NCBI's taxonomy places the organism in Eukaryota, Viridiplantae, Streptophyta, Magnoliopsida, Brassicales, Brassicaceae. Gene Ontology annotation, biological process: starch biosynthetic process.
GAAAAAUAUCAUCCAAGCUCGUGUUCUGCUUCGAUGUCGGUGAUGAUGCUUAAGCGACAGUAAGCUCUCGAGUUUUUCUUAAAGAUAGAUAUUUAUUGCCUAGACUGCUAAAGUUUAAGGGAUAAAGAGAGAAAGCUUUCUUCCUUUUCUCAAUAAAUGGCUGCUUGGUCACCAUCAGCUGGGAUCAGAUCUUCUUGUCUAAUAAACAAUGGCAUCACUGAAACAUGGAAAUUUCCUUAUGCCAGUUUCUUAACUGGAAAGAACAAGACUAAACGUGGAUCUGAGACGCUAAUAGUUACAAGAAAACAUAUCUACAGGGAUUUGGGAAGUUAUGGGUUGAGUAAGAUCUGUGCUUCAAAAAGUUCUGUCGAGCUGAAGGAGGAACAUGUGUCUACGAGAGGUGCUAAGGUCCAUGACCUGAAGAAGGUAUCAUCCUAUCUCUUCAGGACCAAGUCUGGUGCUCUUGUUAAAGUACAAGUUGAAAAGAAGAUAGAGAGGUACAGUAUCAUGGUUUACGUCUCAUCGCUGGAACCAAGUGGUGAUGACAACAAGAGUAGUCUGGUGAUGGUUUGGGGUGUAUUCAGGUCUGAUUCUUCCUGUUUCUUGCCUCUGGAUUUCGAAAACUCUGAUCAAGACUCACAAACUCCCUUUGUGAAAAGCUCAUUGUCUGAGUUAAUGCUAGAGCUAGAAUUUGAUGGGAAAGAAUCUCCUUUCUACCUAUCAUUUCGGCUCAAGUUAGUGUCAGCAAAUGAUCCGAACGGUCUGGAAAUGCUCACUCACAGGGACACAAACUUCUGUGUCCCAGUUGGUUUUACUGCUGGUCAUCCACUGCCAUUAGGCCUUUCAUCCGGACCAGAUGGUGGUGACUCGUGGAAUUUCGCAUUCUUUUCAAGAAACUCUAAGAGUUUGGUAUUGUGCUUGUAUGAUGAUAGCACUACCGAUAGACCUGCGUUGGAGCUUGAUCUUGAUCCUUAUGUCAACCGAACAGGUGAUGUCUGGCAUGCUUCAGUUGAUAAAACAUGGGGUUUUGUGAGAUAUGGCUACCGUUGCAAGGAAUCUACUAACUCUGAAGAUGAUGAAGCUGAGAGUAUUGUUUUGGAUCCGUAUGCCAGAGUCAUUGAGAAUACCAUCUCUCCGAAAUUUCUUGGAAGUAUAUACAAAAACUCUUCAUUUGAUUGGGGGGAGGAUGUGUCUCCAAACAUACCACUGGAGAAACUCAUUGUUUACCGGUUGAAUAUUAAGGGUUUCACACAACAUAAGUCCUCCAAGUUGCCAACCAAUGUAGCAGGGACAUUUUCUGGUGUAGCUGAGAAAGUGAACCAUUUGAAAGCUCUUGGAACCAACGCUGUCCUCUUGGAGCCAAUCUUUUCAUUCUCGGAGCAACAAGGUCCUUACUUUCCAUUUCAUUUCUUUUCACCGAUGGACAUGUAUGGCCAAGAAUCUGCAGUUAACUCGUUGAAAGAGAUGGUAAAGAGACUGCACAGUGAGGGGAUUGAGGUACUUCUGGAAGUAGUAUUCACACAUACUGCUGAGUCUGGAGCUCUUCAAGGAAUUGAUGACAGUUCCUAUUAUUACACGGGAAAGGAUUCUAAAACUUACUUGAACUGUAACUAUCCUGUAGUUCAGCAGCUGAUAUUAGAGAGCCUGCGUUAUUGGGUGACUGAGUUUCAUGUAGAUGGGUUUUGUUUCAUCAAUGCUUCUUCUCUCUUGAGAGGCGUCCACGGUGAACAACUUUCUCGUCCUCCCUUGGUUGAAGCAAUAUCUUUUGAUCCACUCCUCGCGGGGACAAAACUAAUAGCUGACUGCUGGAAUCCACGUGACAUCAAGAUGCCAAAGGAAGUAAAGUUCCCUCACUGGAAACGAUGGGCGGAACUCAACACACGAUACUGUCGAGAUGUAAGGAACUUUGUGAGUGGAAGAGGCCUUCUUAGCGACCUGGCUACAAGAGUUUGUGGAAGUGGUGACAUGUUCACAGAUGGAAGAGGUCCGGCUUUCUCCUUCAACUACAUUUCAAGAAACUCAGGGCUCUCUCUCGUUGACUUGGUCAGUUUCAGUGGCCCUGAGCUGGUGUCAGAGCUAAGCUGGAACUGUGGGGAAGAAGGAGAGACAAACAAGUCAGCUGUUCUUUAGACAAGGUUGAAACAAAUCCGCAACUUGUUGUUUAUACAGUACAUUUCACUUGGAAUCCCUGUGCUCAACAUGGGAGAUAAAUGUGGAGUCUCUACAAAGGGCUCUCCUUUGCUAGAAUCAAGGAAGCCAUUUGACUGGAACAUGUUAGCUUCUGGCUUCGGUGCACAGAUCACUCAGUUCAUCCUUUUGUUGACUUCAGUUAGAGCAAGGAGAAGCAAUGUGUUUCAAAGGAAUAAGUUUUUGAAACCUGAGAGCAUUGUUUGGUAUGCGAACGACCAAACAACACCGAAUUGGGAAGACACUGCUUCAAGAUUUUUGGCAUUGGGGAUCAAAACAGAUUCAGGGGAAGAAACGACCGAGCUAAAGAACAAUGAUCUGUUCAUUGGAUUCAAUGCAAGUGAUCGUCUUGAGAAGGUGAUAUUACCUUCACUACCCGAAGGAAGAAGCAAAUGGAGGCGAUUGGUGGACACAGCUCUUCCUUUCCCGGGGUUUUUUUCUGUUGAAGGAGAGACCGUUGUAACAGAGGAUGAACUGGUAGUGUAUGAGAUGAAGCCGUACAGUUGUACCCUUUUUGAAACCAUCAAUUCUACUGCUUAG